This is a messenger RNA of Juglans regia (Persian walnut), 2488 nucleotides long. RefSeq names its product 26S proteasome regulatory subunit 4 homolog B-like. Gene Ontology annotation, cellular component: proteasome regulatory particle, base subcomplex. NCBI's taxonomy places the organism in Eukaryota, Viridiplantae, Streptophyta, Magnoliopsida, Fagales, Juglandaceae. The transcript has 6 exons. Gene Ontology annotation, molecular function: proteasome-activating activity; ATP binding; ATP hydrolysis activity. The coding region runs from base 974 to 2305 and encodes 443 amino acids. Gene Ontology annotation, biological process: proteasome-mediated ubiquitin-dependent protein catabolic process. The record is from RefSeq and is a predicted model, not a curated record.
UGUUUUGUUCACAUAACAUAUCCAGUUCAAACCUGCAAUGACUUGACUUCCGCGUGGCCCACUAAACAGCUUCCCUUCUUCUCUGCGUUUCGAAGUUCUUCUUAAAACCAAUCCUGUUUCUUAUUUGCAAUUUGAUCUCAGUCCGUCUUUCUUUGGAGCCUGAGAGUCCUUCUAUGCCUACCUCUCCCACCAAAUUUCGCUUAACUUCAUUUCUUCCCGUUUAUCUUCUUCUUUCGCUCAGACCCAGUUAGGAAGCCACAGUUCACAAGGUAUAGCAUAUGCCCUCAAACCCGAUUCAAAAAAAUAGCGUGUAAAACAAGCUCGCUGGUCUCCGAGGCGUGUCGUCCAGCUUCUAGAAGGAAGGCUUCCCUGUUAAAGCAAGCUGUCACUUCCGGCACCGCAAACCUACUGCUCGGUGCCGCCUCUCUAUCGAAGCAUUAUUCAGUUUCAACCCGUCCAGGGCUACGAUGGCGGUGUCAAUUUCCAGCCGCUUUUAGCGUCCAUUGCCAAUUUAUUCUUGACUGGCACCUUGCAAGAAAUCUUCCAAGAGGCAAUGUUUAAUUGCUAAAACCCUACCAUGUUGCAGAGCCUCUCGAUAUAAAAGGCCACCAGUUCGGAUUCAUGUCCCAACCUGCCCGAUCCAAUUAAAACUUAGAGGAUCUUGCGAAAAUGGAGAUGAAGAAUAUCAGAGGAGAAGAAAUGGCGAAGUGGGAGGUGAGAAGGAGAAGGAGAAGGGGAAAACCUUCGAGGGAGAUCACAAGGGAACGGGCAAAGGGUCUUCGUGAGAUGCAUAUUCCGAAUGAAAUAAACCGUUUCAUUAAACCACGUAAGAUACGGUUACGCUGUGAUUCCCCUAUCGGUUGCAUUCAACAUUUUACUAUUAUAAAAGCACCGCCCAAAUUGUUUAAACCAAGCCCGAGUAUACAAAUCCCCUUUCUCAAGCAACCCCUCUCUCUCUUUCUCUCUCCGAGAAAUGGGUCAGGCUCCAUCCGGCGGGCCGAAUCGCCCAGGCGACCGCAAACACGACGACGGCAAUAAAAAGGAGAAAAAGUACGAGCCCGCGGCGCCUCCCUCCCGCGUGGGCCGCAAGCAGCGUAAGCAAAAGGGUCCCGAGGCAGCGGCCCGGCUCCCCACUGUGACUCCUCUAACCAAGUGCAGGCUCCGACUCCUGAAGCUCGAGCGCAUCACGGACUAUCUCUUGAUGGAGGAGGAGUUCGUGGCUAACCAGGAGAGGCUCAAGCCCCAGGAGGAGAAGAACGAAGAGAACCGCUCCAAGGUCGACGAUCUCCGUGGCUCCCCCAUGAGUGUGGGCAAUCUGGAGGAGCUGAUUGACGAGAAUCAUGCCAUUGUGUCGUCCUCGGUGGGGCCCGAGUACUACGUUGGGAUCCUGUCGUUUGUGGACAAGGAUCAGCUGGAGCCCGGAUGCGCCAUUCUUAUGCACAAUAAGGUCCUUUCUGUGGUUGGGCUUCUUCAAGAUGAGGUUGAUCCCAUGGUGUCCGUGAUGAAAGUCGAGAAGGCUCCACUGGAGUCUUAUGCUGACAUAGGCGGGUUGGAUGCCCAGAUUCAGGAAAUUAAAGAAGCGGUGGAGCUUCCUCUUACUCAUCCUGAAUUAUACGAAGACAUUGGUAUCAAGCCCCCCAAAGGAGUCAUACUAUAUGGGGAGCCUGGGACAGGGAAAACUUUGCUUGCCAAGGCAGUGGCAAACUCAACCUCAGCGACUUUCUUGCGCGUGGUUGGAAGUGAAUUAAUUCAGAAAUACUUGGGUGAUGGACCUAAAUUAGUCAGGGAACUCUUUCGAGUUGCAGAUGAGCUUUCACCAUCAAUUGUCUUCAUUGAUGAGAUUGAUGCAGUGGGCACAAAAAGGUACGAUGCACAUUCAGGUGGGGAACGUGAGAUUCAGAGGACUAUGUUGGAAUUGCUGAAUCAGUUAGAUGGUUUUGACUCGAGAGGAGAUGUCAAAGUGAUUCUUGCUACAAAUAGAAUAGAGAGUCUUGAUCCAGCCUUGCUGCGUCCUGGUCGAAUUGACCGGAAGAUUGAAUUCCCUCUACCAGACAUAAAAACGAGGAGGCGCAUUUUCCAGAUACACACGUCAAGAAUGACAUUGGCAGAUGAUGUCAACUUAGAAGAGUUUGUGAUGACUAAAGAUGAAUUUUCUGGGGCCGAUAUCAAAGCAAUUUGUACUGAGGCUGGUUUGCUUGCUUUAAGAGAGCGUCGUAUGAAGGUAACACAUGCAGACUUCAAGAAAGCCAAGGAGAAGGUGAUGUUUAAAAAGAAAGAAGGGGUGCCAGAAGGGCUCUAUAUGUAGAAGGGUAGCUAGUUAUGUCAGACCGAAAAGCAUUGUUUUUUUUUUUUUCCAAUUUAGUUUGCUUUUUUUAAUCUUCAUGAGAGAAGGGCCUUAGAAAUGCUCAAAAGGCUCCAAAAGAAAUGCACCAAAUGGCACUCUGCUAAAUCUGCAGAAACUGGGUUAUGAAAGGGAGUUUUUUAGUAC